CGCGUAUUCAAAGUCGAGCGUUGUUUCCCUCGUUGGUGCGCUAGUCAUUGCUAUUUUACCAUAAACGGUUCGAUUCGAGUCAUAGAAAAAAAAAUUAUCUACAUUUUGGCGAACGAUAAGUCGAUUAGUGCGAGUAUUCUAGUGAGUGAGUUCGUGAUUCAGACUGAUAUGGGUACUGAUAUUAUUUUGGAGUGGUAGAACGCGACGCAGCGCAUCGCGCAUACACACAAACCGGCAGCCGACUUGCACAGGGCCCCGGCAGACGCGCGCGCGAGCAAGAGCGGCAAAACCAAUCGAGUGCUUGCUGAGGACGCCACGGGCGUGGCUGACCAGUUCAACAUUACUCAUCAAAUGAGCGUUCAACAUCAACCAAGAACCAGUUGUGUGCAUCGAAAUACGCCAAAUGUUUUAAAAAUGCAUCAUUCGACGCUCAUUAUAAACACUAACUGCUAACCGACGCCGCCGAACGUUUUCGCCCGCUACAAGCCGUGGAGUGGUGUGUGUGUGUGUGUGCUUCUACCAGACGCGAAUUUGUGUAUUCCGUAGUGCACGCCGCUCGGUGCCGGUACGCGUUCUUUAUUCAAUCAAGCGGAGCGUCUGCUGCGUUCGCAAAAUCGGCUUUUCAACCGACACGCACAUCAAUCACAUGAUAAAGCACAGCAACCCAGCAAGUAUAGUUGAUAUUUGAUUUUAGAACUGCACCGAGUGUCACGACAAAAUGAGCGGAACUAAUGUGAAUGUCACAGUGCCGACAACACAAACAACAGCAACCAUUAAAUCCCGACCAAACAUUAUGCCCAGUAGUUACAUGUACACAUCCAGUGCUGGCCUGCUCAAUCGGAAUCCGGAGAACAAACCAGCACCACCACCCACUCUACCAAAAUAUACAAGCAGUUUCAAUGCUGGCAGCGGUGGUUUAAAUCGUGAUAGAGAUAAGGACAGUAUUGGUGGCUCAUAUAGGUUGGCAAGUAUGGACAGGAUUGCCUUGAGGCAAAAAUUCAUGGAUCCCAACAACACUAACAAUACAACCACAAACAAUGGCAGUAAUGGGAUACAUACAAAUGGAAGUGGCACACCAGAAGCCACAGCACCAUCAUCAGUGCAGAUUAAAAGAGAAAUGUUUUUCAAUCCAGCAACAGAGACUACACCUAAGCAAGACUCUAAUCGAUUAGCUAAAGUUCCUUCUACAGAAAAGACCACAGACACAAAUAAAGUUCUGAGUCCGCCAGAAACAACCAAAGAUGAAGGUAAAGAAACUAUGCCAGACAUUAUUAAAGAGAAGCCAAAGCCUAGGGAGCUUGAUGGUUAUGUCGGUUUCGCCAAUCUACCGAAUCAAGUGUACCGCAAGGCUGUGAAGAAAGGCUUUGAGUUCACUUUAAUGGUAGUUGGUGAAUCUGGGCUGGGUAAGUCCACCUUAAUUAACUCCAUGUUUUUGACUGACAUUUACAACUCGGCUGAUUAUCCCGGCCCAACACAGAGGCUAAAGAAAACAGUGGCAGUUGAAACAACAAAAAUUUUACUUAAAGAAAAUGGUGUAAACCUCCAUUUGACUAUGGUAGACACACCAGGAUUCGGCGAUGCCGUCGAUAAUAGCAAUUGCUGGGUGCCAAUCAUAGAGUUUAUUGAAAGCAAGUAUGAAGACUUCUUGAACGCAGAAGCGCGAGUUACACGAAAACAAUCCACGGAUCAACGGGUUCACUGCUGUCUUUAUUUCAUUCAACCAUCUGGACACGGCCUAAAAUCGUUGGAUAUUGAAUUUAUGAAGAGGCUGUGUGAUAAAGUAAACAUUAUUCCCAUAAUAGCAAAGGCUGACACAUUGACUGCAGAUGAAUGCACCCUAUUCAAAAAGCAAGUGCUGAAUGAAAUAGCUCAGCACAAAAUUAAAGUUUACGAGUUUCCCGAAUCGGCAGAAGAAGACGAGGAGAAUAAACUAAACAAGUCUCUACGAGAUCGCGUGCCGUUUGCAGUCGUCGGCUCGAACGUGGUCAUCGAACAAGAUGGCAAAAAGAUGCGCGGCCGGAAAUAUCCAUGGGGCAUUGCUGAGGUCGAAAACUUAGAACACUGCGAUUUUAUUGCGCUGCGCAAUAUGGUUAUCCGCACACAUCUACAAGAUUUAAAGGAUGUAACUAAUAAUGUUCAUUACGAGAACUAUCGGUGCCGAAAAUUGGCAGGAUUGGGCGCAGAUGGCAAACCCACCCGCAGCUCGAACAAGAAUCCACUCGCUCAGAUGGACGAGGAAAAGCGAGAGCACGAUGCAAAGAUGAAGAAGAUGGAGGCCGAAAUGGAACAGGUGUUCGAGAUGAAGGUCCGCGAAAAGAAACAGAAACUGAAGGACAGUGAAGCUGAAUUGACUCGAAGACAUGAGUCCACUAAGAAGCAGCUAGAGCAGCAGGCGAAAGAAUUGGAGGACAAACGGAAGCAGUUCGAGCUCGAGAAGGAGCAAUGGGAGAAAGAAAAUCAGGUGACGAUAGAAGAAUUGCGUCGGCGAUCUUUGGAGGGCAGUCGGGAGGCGGUCGAUGGUAAGAAGAAAAAGAAGGGCCUGUUCUAAUCGCAACAAGAUCGACCACGCCAAGGUUGACAUGGAAUCGAAAAAUAACUUUAACUUUUAAGUAAUGUAUUGAAUUAUCAUCUAUCGUAUUGAGAAUUUGAGAGACAAGGCUAUUAUUUCAAAAGAAUUGCUUCAAUGUACGACUUCUUUACGAUGUAUCUAAUCAUACCGUGAGUAAUGUAAGAGGCAUGUAUGUAAUCAGGCUUUUCCAAAUUUGUAAAACGCGCAAACAUGUAUCAUAACAUUUGCCACCACAAUUGCCAUUCAGCGACUUUGUUUUUUAACUAGCCUCAUUUAAGACUAUGAUAAACGAGUAAUGUUAGUUCCAAAUCUAGUGAUAAAAAAAACGUAAUUGCGGCACGACUAGCCUAAAUUAUUUCCAUACAAACUGCCAUCAAUUUUACAGUAGUUUAGACGUUUACAAACACACUAAUUCAAACUAAACCGAAACGUUCCAUGGAAAAUUAAAUCCGAAUAAAAUUAGCUAAACAUUCAACGAUACCAAUGAAUUAGUGUUAAAUUGAUGAACAAAAAGUAAAGAAUUUUAAAUAUCACAAAAUAACUAUUGUAUUAUAUUAUUACUAGAAUGAGUAAUUUAUGAAUUUCUGUUGAUAGCGAGCGUGUUUGACAGGAAAGAGUUGGGCUCUGAAUGCGAUGGUGAGACUUUAAUUCGUAGUCAUGUGCGAUGUGCCCAUAUUAUCGAGUAAUUAAGGGAAUUCAUUUAUAUAUUAUUGAUUGACAUUAUGCGUUGAAAGCAUUGUGCCAUUUUAAAACUGAUUUAAUUUAAAUUUAAUUUUAUAUUUCUAUAUAUACUAUGUGUAAUUCAUAAAAAUUGUGCAAAUAAAUUUUAUUUCGUAUAGGAAA
Dalotia coriaria is the source of this 3412-nucleotide messenger RNA. It is a transcript of the gene pnut, whose product is annotated as septin 7-like protein pnut. Gene Ontology annotation, biological process: cilium assembly; cytoskeleton-dependent cytokinesis; intracellular protein localization. Gene Ontology annotation, molecular function: molecular adaptor activity; GTPase activity; GTP binding. The transcript has a single exon. Gene Ontology annotation, cellular component: cell division site; septin ring; septin complex. NCBI's taxonomy places the organism in Eukaryota, Metazoa, Arthropoda, Insecta, Coleoptera, Staphylinidae. Bases 719 to 2548 code for a protein of 609 amino acids. The record is from RefSeq and is a predicted model, not a curated record.